Messenger RNA from Archocentrus centrarchus (flier cichlid), 6213 nucleotides. RefSeq names its product dedicator of cytokinesis 2 (gene dock2). The record is from RefSeq and is a predicted model, not a curated record. Gene Ontology annotation, cellular component: cytoplasm; plasma membrane. Lineage: Eukaryota; Metazoa; Chordata; Actinopteri; Cichliformes; Cichlidae. Gene Ontology annotation, biological process: cell migration; myoblast fusion; small GTPase-mediated signal transduction. Gene Ontology annotation, molecular function: small GTPase binding; guanyl-nucleotide exchange factor activity.
GUCGCUUUCAUUUAACGUUAAAAAAAAUGCAGAAAUGAGAAGUUAAGGUGGGGAGACAAACUAGGAGAUUUACAAAGACAAAAGUAGAAAGUAGAUAAAGGAUCACACACAAUCAUGGCUCCUUGGAUGAGAACCACAAGAGAGCGGUAUGGUGUAGUUAAGUGGAACUUUGUUGGCCAAAAUGAGAAGCAUCUUUCCCUGGAGGUGGGCGACACGGUCCACAUCCAGGAGAUCAGUGAAGGGUGGUACAGAGGCUACUUGACUAGGAACAAAGCACAAUGGGGAGUGUUUCCAGCCAGUAUUGUUCAUCUUAAGGAUGUCAUAAUUGAAAAACGAGGAGAUGAGGAAGUGGUGAUGUCUGCAGAGAUGCCCUUGGUGAAGGAGGUGACCACCACACUGAGGGAGUGGGGAAGCAUAUGGAAGCAGCUAUUUGUGGCCAAUAAGGAGGCCCGCGUCAAGCAGGUCCAGAGGCUGAUGUGGGAACUGAUGGAGUGGCGUUCUCAGCUCCUGUCUGGCACCCUGCCUAGUGAUGAAUUCAAGGAGCUCAAGCAGAAAGUUACUUCCAAGAUCGACUAUGGCAACAAGAUCCUCGAAUUGGACCAGGUUGUUCGAGAUGAUGACGGGAACAUCUUGGACCCAGAGCGAGCUAACGUCAUCAGUCUAUUUCGGGCCCAUGAGGAGGCCACAGUCAAGAUCAAUGACCGCAUCAAAGAGGAGCAGUCCAACAUCCAGACAGACCACAGCGGGAUCUCAGCACGGAUCCAGUCCUCCCCCACCCACAGCCUCUACGUCUUUGUGAGGAACUUUGUCUGUCGCAUUGGAGAGGACUCGGAGCUCUUCAUGUCCCUCUAUGAUCCCAUCAAGCAAACCAUCAUCAGCGAGAACUACUUGGUACGCUGGGGCAGCAAAGGUUUUCCUAAAGAGAUUGACAUGCUCAACAACCUAAAGGUUGUCUUUACAGACUUGGGAAACAAGGACCUGACCAGGGAGAAGAUUUAUUUGAUCUGUCAGAUUGUGAGAGUAGGCAGGAUGGACCUGAAAGAAGCAACCAACAAGAAGUUUACUCAAGGCCUGAGGAGGCCUUUUGGUGUGGCAGUGAUGGACAUUAGUGAAAUCAUCAAAGGGAAGAUUGAAUGCGAUGAAGAGAAGCAGUUUUUUAUCCCCUUUUUCCCGGUAGUUGCAGAGAAUGAUUUUCUGCACACCUUACUGAACAAAGUGACAACAUCACGAGGAGACAGUGGUGGUCAAGGUCUGUGGGUCACCAUGAAGGCUCUGGUGGGGGACAUUGUGCAGAUUCGGAAGGAAUACCCUCACCUUGUGGACCGCAGCACCGUGGUGGCCCGGAAGCUUGGCUUUCCCGAGAUCAUUAUGCCAGGAGAUGUUCGCAAUGACAUCUACCUCACCUUACAGGGUGGCGACUUUGACAAAUACAACAAGACAACCCAGAAAAAUGUGGAGGUCAUCAUGUGGGUCUGUGAUGAGGAGGGCAGAAUCAUACAGAACUCCAUCUGUCUGGGAGCAGGGGAUAAGGCAGUCAGUGAGUAUAGAUCUGUCAUCUACUACCAAGUCAAACAGCCCCGCUGGAUGGAGACAUUUAAGGUGGCAGUCCCUCUGGAAGAAAUGCACAGAAUUCAUUUACGCUUUAUGUUCAGACAUCGCUCUUCCCAGGAGUCCAAGGAUAAGAGUGAGAAGAACUUUGCUAUGGCUUUUGUGCGUCUAAUGAAGGACGAUGGGACUGUUCUACAGGAUGGACUGCAUGACCUUGUCGUCUUCAAGGGUGACAGCAAGCGCAUGGAAGACGUGAACUGCUACUUGUCUUUGGCCUCAACCCGCAACCAUUCCAGUGACCCCCACAAGAUGACAUCUCUGAGCCGCAGCUCAAGCAGCGUGUCUGGGGGUGGAGGAGGCCUGUCUGUGAGCUCUAGAGACAGCUUCGCCAUCUCCACCCUGGUCUGCUCCACUAAACUCACCCAAAAUGUCGGCCUUUUGGGUCUGCUCAAGUGGAGGACUCGACCUGAACUCCUCAAAGAAAACCUGGAGAACCUUAAAAUCAUUGAUGGAGAGGAGGUGGUCAAGUUUCUGCAGGACACUCUGGAUGCCUUGUUCAAUAUUAUGAUGGAACACUCUCAGACAGAUGAUUAUGACAUCCUUGUGUUCGAUGCCUUGAUAUACAUCAUUGGUCUCAUCGCUGACAGAAAAUUCCAGCACUUCAACACAGUGCUGGAGGCCUACAUCAAGCAACAUUUCAGUGCUACACUGGCUUAUAAAAAGCUGAUGUCGGUGUUGAAGAGGUAUCUGGAUGUGUCCAGUCGAGGAGAACAGUGUGAGCCCAUACUCCGAACCCUCAAAGCCCUCGAGUAUAUCUUCAAGUUUAUCGUUCGUUCACGCAUGCUCUACUCCCAGCUGUAUGAGGGGAAGGAGCAGGAAGAGUUUGAGGAGUCGCUGAGGAGGCUUUUUGAGUCAAUCAACAAUCUGAUGAGAACAGACUACACCACCACACUGCUGCUCAGGGUUGCUGCUCUGAAGUACCUGCCAACUGUCCUGCAAGAUGUGGAGAAAGUAUUUGAUGCCAAGCUCCUCAGUCAGUUGCUGCAUGACUUUUACUCCUGCAUUCCUCCUGAGAAACUCCAGAAACAGAAGGUGGCCUCUAUGACUGAAAUUGUCAGCAGCCAGCUCUUCCAGAAACAAGAAUGCCGUGAUGUGUUGUUACCGUUGAUGUUGCGGGAGCUGAGCGGGGCACUGGUUACUAUGGCUGACGGGCCCCAUGAUGAGAGGAAAAACAGUUUGGAGCUGCUCAACAACAUCCUCGAGGUCCUCAGCAGGAACAAUGUGGGGGACACCUUUCAACAUAUCCAGGACAUUGUGGUAUCUCUGCUACGAGUCAUCAACCAGACAGUCAUCACAAUGGGACGAGAGCACGCUCUGAUUUCUAGGGUUGUUGCCUGCAUGACAGCUAUCCUCAGUCAGAUGGAUGAUCGUCACUAUUCUAAAUACAUUGAAACCUUCACUGGAACUACUGAUCUUGUGGACUUCCUAAUGGAGUCCUUCCUACUUUUCAAGGACCUAAUUGGGAAACAUGUGUAUCCCUCUGACUGGAUGGCCAUGAUCAUGGUACAGAACAGGGUGUUCCUAAGAGCCAUCAAUACAUAUGCUGACACUAUGAAAGAAAAGUUCCUCAAUAACGAUGACUUUGAAGUCCAGUUGUGGAAUAACUACUUCCACUUGGCAGUAGCGUUUAUUACCCAGGAGUCUCUGCAGCUUCAGCAUUUCUCACCAACCAAGAGGAACAAAAUUCUGGCCAAAUAUGGAGAUAUGAGAACUAUUGGCUUUGCAAUCCGCGACAUCUGGUAUAAACUAGGCAGUCAUAAGAUCUGUUUCAUCCCUGGCAUGGUGGGUCCCAUCCUGGAGAUGACUUUGAUCCCUGAAGAAGAGCUGAGAAGGGCCACUAUUCCCAUCUUCUUUGACAUGAUCACCUGUGAACAUGCACAUUUUGGCAACUUCAGCAAGUUUGAGAAUGAGAUCAUUCUGAAGUUGGACCACGAGGUGGAAGGCGGUGGAGGAGAUGAACGAUACAUGCAACUACUGGAGACCAUACUGCUGGACUGUGCUGCUGAGAAACCCACGCUGAGGCCACAGGUGCAGCACUUUGUCUCCUUGGUGAAGGCUCUCAUUCGUCUCCUUGACUACCGCACUGUGAUGAGCGAUGACAGCCGCAACAACCGCAUGAGCUGCACGGUCAAUCUUCUGAACUUUUACAAGGACAUCAAUCGUGAAGCGAUUGUAUAUCCGGUAUUGACUUGUACCUUUACAAGUGGAGGGCCUUCACCUGGACAGUGCGAAAACUACACAGAGGCAGCAUACACACUGCUGCUUCACUCUCGUCUGCUCAAGUGGUCAGAUGACAUGUGUAGCCAGUUUGAGUUCCACGGCUCCCAAACGCAGCGGCAGCUCAAAGAAACUCUCUAUGACACAAUCAUUGAUUACUUUGACAAGGGCAAGAUGUGGGAAGAGGCCAUCACUCUGUGCAAGGAACUUGCAGAACAGUAUGAAAACGAGAUCUUUGACUACGAGCUACUCAGCAAGAGACUGGAAAAACAAGCCAAGUUCUAUGAAAAUAUUAUGAAUCUGAGGCCUAAACCAGACUACUUUGCUGUGGGCUACUAUGGACAGGGCUACCCUCCAUUCCUCAGGAACAAGGUGUUUAUUCACCGUGGCAAGGAGUAUGAGCGCAGAGAGGACUUCCAGAACCAGCUGAUGAGCCAGUUCCCCAGUGCCGUACGUCUCAACACAACCACCAUGCCAGGGGAUGAUAUCAAGAACUCUCCGCUUCAGUAUAUCCAGUGUUUCACAGUCCAGCCAGUCCUCGAGAUCCCUCCUCGCUUGAAGAACAAACCUGUUCCUGACCAGAUCAUCAACUUCUAUAUCAACUAUGUGCAGCGAUUUCACUAUUCCAGACCAGUGAGGAAAGGACCCGUGGACCCAAACAAUGAGUUUGCUUCUAUGUGGAUUGAGCGCACAACCUUCACCACUGUCUAUAAACUGCCUGGGAUCCUGCGCUGGUUUGAGGCAACUGACAUGAAGCAUACUACCUUGUCUCCUUUGGAGAAUGCUAUAGAGACCAUGGAGUCAACAAAUGAGAAGAUUCUCACGAUGAUUAACCAGUACCAGUCUGACUGGAGCCUUCCCAUUAACCCUCUCUCCAUGCUGCUCAAUGGCAUCGUUGACCCUGCUGUCAUGGGUGGCUUUGCAAAAUAUGAAAAGGCAUUCUUUACUGAAGAGUACACCCAGCAGCACCCGGAGGACAGAGAUAAACUGCUGCGGCUCAAAGACCUCAUCGCAUGGCAGAUCCCAUUACUAGGAGGAGGAAUCUCCCUCCAUGGGAAGAGAGUGACUGAAGACUUGCGUCCUUUCCAUGAGCGCAUGGAGGAGUGUUUCAAACAGCUGAGAAAGAAAGUAGAGAAGGAGUACGGAGUGAGAGAGCUGCCGGACUUGGAUGAGAGAAAGUCCACUCGUCCACGCUCCAUGCUGCGCUCAUUUCGUCAGUCCAUCAUAUCGAUUUCCUCAAUGCAGGGAUCUGAGUGUGGGACGCCAACCAAGACCCAUGCAGACAGGGACGUUCCUCCUGAGUCUCCGGUCUCCUGGAGCUCUGCCACCCUGCCACGCUCCAGUGGCAGUGUUAGUAUAAGUACAGUGGAGGAGGGGGGCGUGAUAACCGUGGGCGAUGCAGAGGUCAAAAUGAGAAAGAGUAAGAAGAAAAAGAAAAGGAGCAGCAUGAUCUUCAUCACAGAGGAAAGAGAAAGAACCAGUACACUGGAUUGCAAACGGCUGUCCAAGAAGCAGGAGUUCCGCAGUGACACCAAUUUGGCAGAGCCAAAUGAAGAAAAUGUGGCGCUGACCAGUGCCAACUCAAGAUCCCUGCCUGCCAUCACAGGUCUGUCCUUGUCAGUGGCAGCAGGGGCAGAAGAGGUGGAGUCCGCCAGAGCCAGGAGGGACAGUAAGAGCAUGUCUGUGUGUGCGACCUCUGACCGAACAGCAGACAGACGCUCAAAGGGUGUCAUCAACCUGCUCUUCAAGUCCAAGAGCUCCAGAACAGAGGAGGUGAAGCCCAGUGAUCCAGCCAAAGACAGUAACAGUCAUUUUUGAAAUUAAUCAUUUUCAUUUCUUAUCUUCUUUUAUUUGUAUUUGUUUUUACCAAGGACCUGCAGCCUAAACCACAAUUAUACGACUCACACAGCCUGCCUGUCAGUCUCAGUGUUGCUGUUGCCUUAAUAUAAUUGAUUUUACCUAUCAGUAAAGGCUAUUUUUGUUCUGUGACCUUUUUCCUGGUGAUUUAGAUGAAUCCCAGUGAAGCUAAAUGCCAUCUUACAGCUUUUCAAUCAAUUCUGCUACAACAAUGAGCAAACACAAACUGUCUCUCCAACACACUUGAUUAAAAGCUUCUCAUUAUACAGCUUUCGGCAUUGUUGACACGGAAUUUAAUGAGAAAAUAAUAAUUCUAUAAAGCACAAAGGUUACCGUGUCCUCCCGAAGGACUUUAAACAGGAACCCGUUGCCACAAGGCUUUGGCAAUGAUACAACAAACAUGAAAGUCUAAUAAACUCAAAUAGAGUCCUGUGAAGCUAAUUGUACAUCAAAGUUUUGUGUACCACAAUGUUGAGUUUGUUUUUCUGUAUGAAUUCUGUUGGGGGGUAGGGAUUGUUUGCAUGAGUUGGU